GUUUUAGAUUAUAUGAAUAUAAAGUAGGCCACUGCUAGAACGUCUAGAUAGAUAGAAGGCCUAUAAAAGUUCAAUGCUAGAAUUUAAAAUAAUGUUUACUUUGAUAAUGAAAUUUGCUAGUUAUUUAUGAUAUUGUAAUUGUGGAAAAAUGAAUAACAUAGACUACAUUUAUAUAUAAUAAAUAGGCUAAUAUUAUGAUGUUCAUGAUUACUAAAUUAUGCAGAUAUAACAUACGAUUAAAACAUUUACAUAACCGUUACUCGUUGUCAUGCAACAUUCUAAGUAAUAAAGUUAUAUGGCAGUGUAAUUUCCUCACAGCCAAAGCUUUCUCAUUAUCAGACUCAUCUGGUCUCGAUGGCACUAAUUGAAUUGGCUCGGGCUAGAGCUGGUGCUGACAUGACACACAAACAGGCAGGUGGAUGUUCGAGGACCAGCACAUACUCAUUACUGUUCUCUGUUUUCUCUCUCUAUCAUUUCCCCUUUUUUACAGUGGCUGAGAAGGUCAACAGCAUUUAGAGAGGAUGAUUUUCUCUAAUGAAGAUGCCCGCCCUGUACUACAGAAGUCAGCUGAGAGGCAGGGCGCUCCGCUCUCCGGGGUUGCCGUCCCCGGCUCUUUGCUGCGCUUGCGGGCUUUGCAUCAUGCUGGCGGGCAUUAACAUCACCCUGGUGGGCGCUCUUGCCUUCAAUAAACUGCUCCCCUUAAGCAACCCUCCCAUCAUCAUCGGACCCAUUCUCCUCUUGGUGGCCUUUUCAUUUUUUGGAGCGUGUUGCAUCUGCAGUCGCCGACCCAUCAGACAAACUUCUUGCACGUCUACCGGACGGGACCACUGGGCGUUGAUGAGGAUUGGCAGAGCCGUGUUUGAGAUGGAAACCAGCGAGCCCACUCUACAGGACACCACAGCCAUUCAGCUCAGUCCAACAAAUUCUCCAAGCUCCUCCCACCGCUGCAGCCCCAACCACCUUCCUGGUGCUCCACUCCACCCUUCAGAAACGUAUGAGUUUUCAAAGGGAAAUGAUGUGAGAACUCAUGCCUAUGCUGGAUCAAACCCUUCAACCCUCCGAACUGCCUGUCUGACUCUGCAAACAUCCACAGGUCUUUAAGAUGUUUCAUGAGCAGACAUGUAAUAGACCACAAACUAAUUUAACUUGCCAUCAGCUCACAGGGUCAGUCCGACCUUUGGAAUAAGGUAUUGAAAUAAGAAAUAACAUAUCAUAAUUUCAUCAUCUCAGGCUCAGAAUAGUAUGAAAAGGAAGACUAGCUAAUACAGGAUUAAUGCAGGAUCAAUUUGAAAGUGUUUGACCUAGCACUCCAGUCCUUUCUGACAAAUCAGAUAUGGCAAAUUGACUGUGAGCUGUAGUUAGAAUUAGAAAAUAUUGAACAAUUUCGGCUGGUGAUGAAUUCUGUUCAUGCAGAAAAAGAUCGACUUAACUCUGAAAGACUGCAGUGGAAAAUAUUAUUAUUAUUACAGUUUUAAGAUUUAAAGGGUUAGUUCACCCAAAAAUGGAAAUAAUGUCAUUUAUUACUCACCCUCAUGCUGUUCCACA
Molecule: messenger RNA, 1545 nt
Organism: Megalobrama amblycephala (Wuchang bream)
Lineage: Eukaryota; Metazoa; Chordata; Actinopteri; Cypriniformes; Xenocyprididae
Product: transmembrane protein 275-like
Exons: 1
Coding region: 535-1101 (188 amino acids)
Source: RefSeq, a predicted model, not a curated record